AGGCUCGAUGCCACUUGCUGGUUGCUCUUCAUCAGAGGAACAACUGGAGAAGGAACUCAGUGAUGAACAAACUGGAGGCACUGCGUGUUUAUUGAUUUUAUUCUUCUUACCUACCUAAAAACCAAAACAGGAAGGCUGUUAAGCAGAAUAGGGAAUGUGCAGAAUGGACCGUUUAGGUCUUCGUUUUUUGUCUAUUAUGUUAAUACUUCUUUGUCAAGGGACCGGAUUUGUUCAAGGCCAAUGCGAGAGCGGCCAGUUCCAGUGCUCCAAUGGCCAGUGCAUCAGCCAGAGCUGGCGGUGUGACGGCACCAAGGACUGCAUCGAUGACUCUGAUGAGCUCAACUGCCCGCCCCCUACCUGCAGGGCAGGGGAGUUCCAGUGUGUGACUGGAGGCGAGUGCAUCUCCAGCCUGUUUGUGUGUGACGGCGAGGAGGACUGUGCCGACGGCUCGGAUGAACAGCGGACCUGCGCUGGUCGUACUUGUAACCCGGACCAGUUCACUUGCCAGGAGGGCCAGUGCAUCCCAAAGAAGUACACGUGCGACAGAGUGCAGGACUGUGUGGACAAUUCAGACGAGAGAAACUGCAACUACCCCAGCUGCACUGAAAAGACCUGUGCCAAUGGAGCAUGCUACAACAACUCCCAGCACUGCAAUGGGAUCCCGGACUGCAGAGACGGGUCAGAUGAGAACAACUGCACACAGCACUGCCCCAUGCACCAGUACCAGUGCAUGAAUGGUUACUGCAUCCCACUGUCCUUUGUGUGCGACCACUGGGAUGACUGUGGAGAUAACAGUGAUGAGGAGGACUGUGCAUAUCAGAGCUGCAGUGGGAAUCAGUUCACCUGCACCAGCGGCCGGUGCAUCACUCAGGAAUGGGUCUGUGACGGCUUCAAUGACUGCGGGGACUACAGCGACGAGAGUGGAUGUGAUAGCAACUCUCGAGACUGUUACCCUGGAGAGUGGGCAUGCCCAGGUGCUCCUCUCUGCGUGCCCAUAGGCAAGGUAUGUGACGGACACGCUGACUGUCCCAAUGGAGCAGACGAGACCAAUGCAACUGCCCAGCUGACCUGCAGUCUGGAGCAGUGCUCUGCACUAAGCUGUGAGUACCACUGUCACGCCACCCCAAUGGGCGGGGCCUGUUACUGUCCUGACGGCUUCGUUGUGGCUAAUGACAGUCGCACCUGUGUCGACUAUAAUGACUGCAAAAUCUGGGGUAUCUGUGACCAUUUCUGUGAGGAUCGCCCUGGCACACAUCGCUGCAGCUGCGCAAAUGGGUACUUCCUGGAACAGGGGCACAUUUGCCGGGCAAAUGUGUCAGAUGGCCUCCCUCAGCUUAUCUUCUCCAAUGGCCAGGAUGUGAUGAUGGCGGAUGUGCACGGGCGGCUUGUUAGGACCCUGGCCCAAUCAGAGAACAAGGGCCGAGCCAUGGGCGUGGCAUUCCACUGGCACAGACGGCGGGUCUUCUGGACCGACACUGUCAAUAAGAAGGUCUACUCAGUGAAUUAUGAUGGGGGGGACCUGAAGGAGGUGCUGUCAGUUGCGGUGAACAGUCCUGAAAACAUUGCCGUGGACUGGAUCAAUUUCAAGCUGUACGUGGUCGAGAGUUCAGUGGACCGAAUUGACCUGUGUGACUUCAGCGGGGGGAACCGAGUCACUCUGAUUGGAGAGAACCUCUUGGCCCCCCAUGGACUGGCACUAGACUCCACAGUUGGGUACAUGUUCUUCACUGACAAGGGCUACAGCAAUGAAGAGGUCAAGCUGGAGAGGGCCUUCAUGGAUGGCAGCAACCGGGUGGACUUGGUCAAGACCAGGCUGGGUGCUCCUUCUGGCAUCACCCUGGAUAUCGUUACCCAGAGAGUGUACUGGGCGGACAGCCAUUUUGAUGUGGUGGAGACGGUCACCUACAUUGGCCUGGAAAGGAAAACAGUACUGAAUGGAGGUACUCAGGUUCCACACCCGUAUGGCCUGUCCGUUUUCGAGAACCACGUCUUCUUCACAGACUGGACUAAGAUGGGUGUCGUACAGGCCAACAGGUUCAACGGGAGCAACCCAAAACUCUUGUACCGCACCACAAGCCGCCCCGGUCACAUUGUGGUCUCACAUGGCGUCCUACAACCUGUUGUGAAGAACCCCUGCGGCCGCCACAACGGGGGCUGCGAGCACAUCUGCGUGCUGAGCCACCGCACUGACAAUGAUGGGCUGGGAUUCCGCUGCAAGUGUCGCCUAGGCUACGAUCUGCAGCCCGACCGCCACUCCUGUUUCAAGUUGACAGACUUCCUGUUGGUGGCAACACAGACAGCGGUACGGGGCAUCCCAUUGAACCAGUCCAUGCAAGAGGACGUGAUCCUCCCCCUUAGUGGCCUGGGGGCCACCUUCUCCUCCUCUGCUGUGGAGUAUGAUGGGAACGAGGAAGCUGUUUUCUACAAUGACAGGACCAGGGCACUCAUUUACAAGGCGGCUAUCAAUGGCACGAGUCAGCAGAUCCUGACAGGCUACAGAAUUGGAACGGUUGAAUCCAUGGCAUACGACUGGACCUCCAAGAUUCUGUUCUGGACAUCCCCCUCCUACCGGACGAUCGUUGCAUUCAAGGUGACGGACAAGUCUCGACGGGACAUCGUGACGGGCCUGAAAAAUCCUCGGGGCAUUGCAGUGCACCCCAGUGCUGGAUACCUUUUCUGGUCGGACUGGUAUCGCCCUGCUGUGAUCAUGAGAGCCUUCCCAGAUGGCAGCAACGCAAUUCCCCUCAUCAACACCACUCUGGGUCGGCCCAAUGGGCUUGCCGUAGACUACAUGUUGGACCGGGUCUACUGGGUGGAUGCACUCCUGGAUAAGAUUGAACACGUUGACCUGCACGGUCAGGACAGGCAGACUUUCCCCAACAUCGGACAGAUCACCGAGCCAUUCUCCCUCACCAUCCACACAGAUCACCUUUUCGUGUCCGACUGGAGGACGAGGGCGGUGUUCCGCCUGCGGAAAAGAGAUGGGGGAAACAUCGUCCCCAUCCGGCAGGGCAUCUACGGGAUAAUGAGCGUAAAGGCCUACACUGCUUCACUUCACAGCAAUUUUGGCAGCAAAUGCAAUUCUCCCGUCCCGAAUGGCCGCUGCAGUCACUUCUGCUUCCCAACGCCCACGUCCGGUCGCGUGUGUGGCUGUCCCUAUGGCAUGAAGCUGCAGGAGAACCAGCGCGACUGCGUGAAGGACGACUCGGUGCCACCGCCGGACACCAGCUGCGGGUCCUACUCCUUCCCCUGCGAUGAGGGCCGCUGCAUCCCCAACUCCUACCGCUGUGACGGCAAACAGGACUGCGUAGACAACACGGACGAAACCAACUGCACCGAUUCAGGGAUGACCUGCUCCCCUCGCGCAUUCACCUGCGGGAACAAGCGCUGCAUCCCCUCCGCAUGGCGCUGUGAUGGCCAGGACGACUGCGGAGAUGGGACGGACGAGGACAACUGCCCCACCCGGCGACCGACCACCUGCGGCUCAUCGCACUUCGCCUGUGCCAACGGCAACUGUGUCCCCAGCAGCUGGGUGUGUGACGCGGACAACGACUGUGGGGACGGCUCAGAUGAGAGGAACUGCAACUCGUCCAUCACCACUUGCAUCCCAGGAUUCUUCCUGUGUCCAGAUCACCGUUGCAUCCACAACUCCUUUGUCUGUGAUGGAGACCAGGACUGCUUAGACGGAUCCGAUGAAAAGGACUGUGAGUUUUCCUGUAGCUCAAACGAGUUUCCCUGUGCCAGUGGAGACCAGUGUGUUAGCCAGAUAUACCGGUGCGACGGUGUCUAUGACUGCAGAGACCACUCCGAUGAGAGAGGGUGCCCCACACGUGGCCCAGGUCUGUGUCACGACGACGAGUUCCAGUGCCAGGUGGACGGGUUCUGCCUGCCGGGCGCGUGGGAGUGCGACGGGCACGCGGACUGCCAGGACGGCUCAGACGAGCACAACGGCUGCCCGCCAAUCACCUGUCGCCCCAGCUACUUCCAGUGCGACAACAAGAGGUGCGUACACGAGUCCUGGGUGUGCGAUGGAGAGAACGACUGCCAGGACAUGAGCGACGAGAGAGGCUGUCCCACGCCUCCCUUCAGCUGCCCCGCCGGCCAGUGGCUCUGCCCCACCGACCAGGUGUGCAUCGGGCUGGAUCGAGUGUGUGACGGGGAGCGGGACUGUCCGGACGGGGCCGACGAGUCGCCCCUCUGCAGCGAGGACGACUGCGCCGUGAACAACGGGGGCUGCAGCGGGGGCUGCGUUCAGGGGCCGUUUGGGGCCCAGUGCACCUGCGAGCCAGGCUUCCAGCUUCUCAACGACUCCAAGACCUGCGACGACAUCGACGAGUGCCUGAUACCGGGCAUGUGCAGCCAGACGUGCUUCAAUGAGCGCGGCUCCUUCCGCUGCUACUGCGAGGACGGCUACGAGCUCGAGCCCAACGGCCGUGUCUGCAAGGCCUCCGGCCCCCAGGAUGCCAUACUUCUGAUCACCAAGCGCAGUCAGAUCAUCUCCAACAACAUCAGGCAGAGGCCCACCGUCAUCAGACCUGUGGUCAGCGGCUCCAACAUUGUCACCGUGGACUUCGACAGGGUGACCAAUCGCAUCUACUGGGCUGACGCAGGCCAAGAGAAGAUCUGGAGUGCCUGGCAGAAUGGCACAGAUAGACGAGAGGUGUUCUCCACUGGACUGACAGUACCCGAGACCCUGGCUGUGGACUGGGUGGGCCGGAACCUCUACUGGACUGACUCUGUGAUGGAGAACAUUGAGGUGGCCACUCUGGAUGGCCGGUUCCGGAAGAUACUCCUGACCAAGAACAUCACCAGCCCUCGUGGGCUUGCUCUGGACCCACGUGACUUCACCAAUUUGAUGUUCUGGACGGACUGGGGUCAGAAUCCAAGAAUUGAGAAGGCCAGCAUGGAUGGCACAUUCCGGCGUGCCAUAGUGACAAAAAAGCUGUACUGGCCCAACGGGCUGACCAUCGACUAUCCCACCCGCCGGCUCUACUUUGCAGAUGCCUAUCUGGACUACAUUGACUAUUGUGACUACGAUGGCAACAAUCGAUUCCAGGUCUUUGCCAGUGAUCUGUUGCUGCAGCACCCUCAUGGCAUGACCAUCUUUGAGGACUAUGUGUACUGGACAGAGCGGUACUCCAGUCGAGUCAUCCGGGCUAACAAAUUGCAUGGAGGCAAUGUGACCACCCUCCUGACUGAUAUCUACCAGCCCAUGGGCAUUGUGAUGAGUCACCCAGUCAAACAACCUCCUUCGGUGAACCCUUGCCUGAACAGCCCAUGCAGUCAACUGUGCCUGCUGUCUGGAAGGAGGCCAGUGUACUUCUCCUGUGCCUGUCAAUCAGGCUGGCAUCUGAACAGCGACAGAUCCACGUGCACCAAAGAUGAUAGCCCCUUCCUGAUGGUUGUCAGGGGCACGACGAUCUUGGGCAUCCCGCUUGACCCCAAUGACACCUCCACCAAUGCAAUGACCCCGGUGUCGGACAUCAGCCAGGGCCACGACAUUGAUUUUGAUGACCGGGAGCAGUUUGUCUACUGGGUCCAGGGCUCUGGGUCUAUUUUCAGAGUGAAGACUGAUGGAAGCAAUCGAACUCAGUUUGCUCCAACAGCUAUUAUUGGCUCACCCUAUGGGUUGGCCUUUGAUUGGAUAACCAGAAUAAUGUAUUACACAAAUCCCACCAAUCAGGCCAUUGAGGUCAUCCGAGUAGAUGGGAGUCAGCAUUACAGGAAGACCCUCAUCACAAACAAUGGGAAACCGGAAGGGGUAGGGGAGCCCAUUGGAAUAGCUCUUGAUCCAGCCAGAGGAAAGUUGUUCUGGACAGACAGGGGAACAGAUGCUGGGGUCCCACCCAAGGUGGCCAGUGCAGACAUGGAUGGGAGUAAUUUGAAGGUCCUGUACACCGGCAACCUCGGCCGCGUUGAGUACAUCACAGCUGACAUUGCUGAGAGCAAGCUGUACUGGAGUGUCACCAGCUCCGGAGUGAUUGAGUGCGGGACAAUGGAUGGGGUCAGCCGCAUGACCAUUGUGAGUGGCCUGUCGCACCCCUGGGGAAUCACCGUUCACCAGAACUACCUCUACUACACCGACCAGGACUACGAGGUCAUUGAAAGGGUAGACAAAGCAAACGGGGCCAACAUGGUGGUGAUGAGGAGCGGUUUGACCGGGGUCGGGGCCCUCAAGGUCCACGCCCGAGACAACUCUGCAGGGACCACCAAUGCCUGCAGCACCAACAAUGGGGGCUGCCCCCACCUGUGCCUGCCCAAGCCUGGCGGACAGAAAGCGUGCGCGUGCACCACAGGCUUUGUGCCAUCUGACGAUGGGUCCCGCUGCGAGCAAUAUGACUCCUUCGCCGUGGUGUCCACUUCCCAGCUCAUCCGUGGGUUUCACAUCAACAGCUCCGAUCACUCCGAUGCCAUGGUGCCGGUGGGUGGCUCUUAUUACUCCAAGAUUGACAAACUGGAUCUGCACAUUCCAUCUGGCUUCCUGUACUGGAGUGAUAACAGCUCCUACAGCUACUACAGAGGGAUUUCCAGGGCCAAGACCGACGGCUCACGCUAUUCACGCGUCGUCUCCUCCGGCGUGGGGACGGGCGGGAUACAAGGCUUUGCCGUCGACUGGGUUGCAGGAAAUCUGUACUUCACAAAUGCCUUUGAAACCCAGACCUACUUGGAGGUCCUGCGCCUCAACACCAGCCUGAGGCUGGUCCUGCUGAAGAGCAGCACAGACCGGCCCCGGGACCUGGCCGUGAGCCCCAAGCUGCGCUACCUGUUCUGGACCGACGGCGGCCAGACACCCAAGAUCGAACGUGCCCAGCUGGACGGCCGCAACCGCACGGUGCUGGCCUCCGAGACCCUGGCCUCGCCGCGCGGGCUGACGGUAGACUACACCAACAACUUCCUGUACUGGUCAGACGACGUCCUGGACAUGAUCUCUUGCAUGGCGGCGGACGGCAGCCAGCGGCAGAUCGUGCGCUACGGAAGCCGAUACCCGGCACCUUAUGGGGUCGCCAUCUUCGGGAACUAUAUGGUGUGGGUGGACCGUAGACUGCAAAAAGUCUUCCAGGCCAGCAAGCUACCAGGAAACACGGACGCGGCAGAGGUCAUCCGGGACAACUUGGAGGAAUUGGCGGACGUGGCCGUGUUUGACGCCCACGUCCAGCCGGUGUCCGCCAACCAGGUGGGCUUCAACCCCUGCCAGGAAGACAACGGGCGCUGCCAGCAGCUGUGCUUCGCCCUGCCGGAGAAGCAGGAGCCCAAGUGCAGCUGCGCCCACGGCUCGUUGCUCAGCAACGGCGUGUCCUGCGGGUUUGGCCUGGACGAGUACCUCAUCUUCACCACUGACUACGCCAUGAACAGCGCCCGCCUGGACCCUGAUGACCACAGCGUGCCCUUCCCAGCCGUCUCGCUCAGCUCCACCGUGAUGGCCCUGGACUUUGACUUCCAGGACAAGAGGGUGUACUUCGCCCGCUCUUCUAGUGUGGGCAGGAGCAGCAUUGGCUACAUCAGCACCACCUCUGCCUCCAGCCCACCUGUCAUCAUCGCCUCCAAUCUGGCUGACCCAGAAGGGCUGGCGUACGACUGGAUCCACAAGCGCAUAUACUUCACCGACUACUACAACAGGAGUGUCCAGUCCAUGGGGCAUGACGGACAGAACCACUCCUGCGUCAUCCGUGCAAACCGCCCACGGGCUAUCAUUGUGGACCCCUGUUACGGGUACAUGUACUGGACAGACUGGGGCCUUCCUGCCAAGAUUGAGCGGGCCACACUGGGAGGAAACUUCCGCACUACAAUCAUCGACCACGAGCUGGUGGAGCCCAAUGGCCUCUCCCUGGACUACGAAGACCGACUGCUCUAUUGGACUGAUGCUUACCUGGACAAGAUUGAGCGCUCCUCUCUGACGGGUCAGAACCGACAGGUGAUCAUCAGCGGGACACAGCACCCGUACGCCUUGACCGUGUAUCAGCAGCACGUGUUCUGGACUGACUGGGACACGCGCAGCGUCUUCCGGGCCAGCAAGGACGACGGCUCGGACGUGACGGUGCUCGUACAGGAGCUGCUGUACAAGCCCAAUGACAUCCACGUGUUCACAGCCGCCAAGCAGGAGCUCUGCUCCAGCCCCUGCCAGCAGUUUAAUGGCGGCUGUAGCCACACAUGCGUGCCUGGUCCCUCCGGCCCUGAGUGUCAGUGCCCUGUGGGUAAAUAUUACCUGGCCAACAAUGGCAAAGACUGCAUCCCGGACACGGGGCACCGCUGUGGGACGGGGGAGUUCACCUGCCUCAAUGGAAACUGCAUCGCCCAGCGGUGGAAGUGCGAUGGCUUCAAGGACUGCUCGGACAACUCAGACGAGCUGGAGAGGGUGUGCGCUUUUCACACCUGCUCACCCACACACUUCACCUGUGACAAUGGCCGCUGCGUGCCCCUGUCCUACCUGUGCGACUACACCAAUGACUGCGGGGACAACAGUGACGAGCACGACUGCCCCUUCCCCACCUGCAACCCAGCCACGGAGUUCACCUGCAACAGUGGCCGCUGCAUCAGCGCGGACUUUGUGUGCAAUGGACGGAACGACUGCCAGGACAACGGGACCUCUGACGAGAUAAACUGCCCGGACCGGACCUGUGCCCCAGGCCUAAUCAAGUGCGACACCACCAACAUAUGCGUCUCGCGCCUGAGCCUCUGUGACGGCUACAACGACUGCGGGGACAACAGUGACGAAAACCCGCUGUUCUGCGAGGGUAGGACGUGCGCGGCGGACGAGUUCCAGUGCGACGCGGGGAAGUGCAUCCCGAAAUCCUGGGUGUGCGACUUCAUGAACGACUGCAUGGAUGGCUCCGACGAACCACCCUCCUGCCGUGAUCAAGUUCAUACUUGCCACCCCGAUCAGUUCACCUGCGUCAAUGGCAACUGUAUCCCAGUCACGAUGACCUGUGAUGGAAACAAUGAUUGUGGGGACAACAGUGAUGAGGUGGCAGAGUUGGAAUGUGGUCUGAGGACGUGCCGCCCGGGGGAGUUCACCUGCCCGCCGCCCUGGUACCCGGGCAGCCCGCGCUGCAUCCCCCAGAGCUACCUGUGCGACGGCGAGAAGGACUGCGCCGACGCGGCGGACGAGCUGCACAACUGCCCCAACCGCACCUGCCACCUCAACGAGUUCGCCUGCUCCAACGGCCUGUGCAUCUUCCUCCCCUACCAUUGUGAUCGGGUAAACGACUGCGGGGACGGCAGUGAUGAAGUGGGCUGCACGUACGACACCUGCGCCAGCCACCAGUUCACCUGCCAGAACGGCGCCUGCAUUCACGCCUCCUUCGUGUGCGACGGGGACUUCGACUGUCUGGACCACUCGGACGAGCUGGACGGGCUGUGCCACAGUCCUGAACCCACCUGUGCCCCCGGGGAGUACCUGUGCAAGUCGGGCCAGUGCAUCGACAUCCACAAGGUGUGCAACAACCAGAAGGACUGCCCUGACAACAGCGACGAGAAGGGCUGCGGCAUCAACGAGUGCCUAAAUCCGGCAGUGCACCAGUGUGCCCACGAGUGCACGGACACGCUAACGGGCUACUACUGCUCCUGCCGGCCGGGCUACCGGCUCAUGCCGGACGGCAAGGCCUGCGAGGACGUGGACGAGUGCCGGGACACCCCGGCCGUGUGCAGCCAAAUCUGCGAGAACUCGGUGGGCUCCUUCUUCUGCAAGUGCGCCCCGGGCUACCUGCGGGAGCCCGACGGCCGCACCUGCCGGCAGAACAGCGGCAUCGCGCCCUACCUGCUCUACAGCAACCGCUACUACAUCCGCAACCUGACGACCGACGGCAGCUCGCUGUCCAUAGUGGUGCAGGGCCUGUCCAAUGCGGUGGCGCUGGACUUUGACCACUACGAGCAGCGCCUCUACUGGAUCGACGCGGGCGCCGCCCGGAUUGAGCGCAUGUUCUUCAACGGCACGGGCCGACAGGUGGUGCUGGACCACGACGUUCCCAACGUGGAGGGUCUGGCCAUCGACUGGGUGGGACGAAAAAUGUACUGGGUGGACACUUACCAGGAUGCUCUUCAUGUGUCAGAACUGGAUGGACGUUUCCGCAAGAAGCUGUUGAAAGGCUGCAUCUCGCCAAAUAAUACCUAUUGUUUUGUUAACCCACGGGCGGUGGUGGUCAACCCCAAAUUCGGAUGGCUGUACUGGACAGACUGGGGUGACAGGGCGUACAUUGGUAGGGUGGGCAUGGAUGGCACAAAUGCCAUGGCCAUCAUCACUACCAAACUGGAGUGGCCCAACGCCCUGACCAUUGACUACACCACCAACAGGAUCUUCUUUGCUGAUUCUCAUCUCAACUUCCUGGAUUAUGCUGAUAUGGACGGGCAGAACCGUCACAGAGCCAUCAUGGGCUCCCUGCCCCACCCCUUUGCCGUGACACUUUUUGAAGAUUGGGUGUACUGGACAGACUGGAACACCCACACCGUGGAGCGGGCCCACAAAUUCACAGGCGAGGGCCGGCUCACCAUGGGCAACAACACCCACCGGCCCUACGACAUCCACGUGUACCACCCCUACAGGCAGCCCCGCAGUGAGAACCCCUGUAAGAAGAGCCCCAUCGUUUGCAGUCACCUGUGUCUGAUCUCACCUGGUGGGGCCAGUUCCACCUGCGAGUGCCCGGACCACUUCAUUGCCCUUGCCGUCGGAUUCAAAAUACAGUGUGUGGCCGACUGUUCCAGCACGCAGUUUCGCUGUGGCGACAAUGCAAAGUGUAUCCCCAUCUGGUGGAAGUGCGAUGGUCAGUCUGACUGCGGCGACGGUUCGGACGAGCCCCUCACCUGUCCUCCCCGACUCUGUCCCGUCGAGCGCUUCCAGUGUCAGGACGGGAACUGCACCUACCCCAGCUUCCUCUGCGACACCCAUCCCGACUGCCCCGACGGUUCUGAUGAGGACCCAGCACUCUGCAGUGACCACCGCUGCCAGGAGAACCAGUUCCAGUGCGCCAACAAGCAGUGCAUCCCCAGCACGUGGCACUGCGACGGCUUCUCCGACUGCGCGGACGGCAGCGACGAAACCGCCGACAGCUGCGCCCAGAAGACCUGCCGGCCCGGGCAGUUUCAGUGCAACAACGGCCGCUGCAUCCCGCCCAGCUACGUGUGCGACGCCAAUAACGACUGUGGGGACAACUCCGACGAGCCCUACAACGAAUGCAUGGGCCCCGACCAUAAGUGCGAUGAACACACCGAGUUCUCCUGCAAGGGGAACUACCGCUGCAUCCCUCAGUGGGCCGUUUGCGACGGCUCCGAUGACUGCUCCAACAACAGCGACGAGGAGGGCUGCGAGGACGUGACCUGCGACCCCAUCGGGGACUUCCGCUGUGAUAAUCACCGGUGCGUGCCCCUGCGAUGGCGCUGCGAUGGGAACAACGACUGCGGCGACGGCUCGGACGAGAGGGACUGCCAGCCGAGGCCCUGCUCCGAGAGCGAAUAUCGCUGUGACAACCAGCAGUGCAUCCCCGGCGCCUGGGUGUGUGACCAUGACAACGACUGCGGGGACAAUUCGGAUGAGAGGGACUGUGAGCUGUUCACGUGUCGCCCGGGGUCCUUCCAGUGCACCUCUGGACACUGCAUCCCGGCCUCUCUCAAGUGCGACGGGCGUGCCGACUGCCUGGACCUCUCUGACGAGACCUCGUGUCCCACCCGCUUUCCUGGAGGCAGAUGGUGCCCGCCCAGCCAGUUUGAGUGCAGGAACCGGCUGUGUGUGCCUCAGAGCUGGGUGUGCGACGGCUUCGACGACUGCGGAGACCGCUCUGACGAGGCGCUCAACCUCUGCUGGAACGUCACCUGCGAGAUGCCCAACCGCUUCCGCUGUGACAAUGGCUACUGCGUCUACUCUGGCCUGAUGUGCAACCAGAGGGAUGACUGCGGGGAUGGAAGUGAUGAGAAAGAGGACGUUUGUAGAGAGCCCACCCAGGCCCCCUGCACUCCCCAGCAGUUCAAAUGUACCAACGGACGCUGCGUGGCCCUCCAGUACGUCUGUGACCACAACAACAACUGCGGAGACCUCAGCGACGAGAUGGGCUGCAAUUUUGGACACGACCGGACCUGUGAGGAGAAGCUCUGUCAGCAGAACUGCACCGACUUGAGUGGAACGGGCUUCAUCUGCUCCUGUCAGCCGGGCUACACUGUUGACCCAGACAGCACCUUCUCCUGCAGUGACAUCAACGAGUGCGAGACCUUCGGUACCUGCCCGCAGGCCUGCGAAAACACCAAGGGCGGGUACAAGUGCGAGUGCGCCCCCGGGUACCGCAAAGUGGGCGAAGGCAACGAGUGUGAGGCAUCCGGCGCUGGGCCUCUCCUGCUGCUCCCAGAGAAUGUUCGUAUCAGGAGGUUCAACCUGCAAACGGAGGAGUACCAUAACUUCCUCCAGGAGCAGGACCGCAUUGUGGCGCUGGACUACGACUGGGACCACAAUAACACUGGAUACAGCAUGGUGUAUUUCACAGAGGAGGGAAAGAGCCCCCAGCCAGGCGCCAUCAAAAGGGCCUACCUACCAGCAGUGGACGACCACAGCAACAACAUUGGCGCAGCCAUCGACAUCGGCAUCAAAUACAUUGUCAAGCCUGAUGGCAUAGCAGUGGACUGGGUUGGCAGGAACCUGUACUGGGCAGACUCGGUAGUGAAGCGGCUGGAGGUGGCGAUGCUGGACGGGCGUUACAGGAAGCACCUUGUCAAGACAGACGUCGGCCAGCCCUCCGCAGUUGCCGUCAACCCUCGACUGGGGAUGCUCUACUGGACUGACCGAGGCAAUGUGCCCAAGAUUGAAUGCUCCUGGAUGGACGGCAGGGAGAGAAAGAUCCUGGUGGACAAUGGCUUGGGUUGGCCCACAGGCCUAUCCAUUGACUUCACCAAUAAUGACCGCAUCUACUGGUCAGAUGCCAAGGAGAGUCGCAUUGAAUCAGUCCUACCAUCUGGCGAAGAUAGGCGUACUGCAGUAUAUAUUGAUGUGAGAAACCCCUUAAGUGUGAGCGUCUUUGAGGACCAUGUUUACUGGAGCACCCAGGAAAAGGGGGAGGUGUUCCGGCAGGAUAAGUUCGGAAAAGGGCAGAAGAUCAAGCUGCUGACGGCUGGCCCGUGGCUCACGCAAGUCAGCAUCUACCAGCAGCAGAGAUACAACUCUAUAGCAAUGAGGAACCCAUGCAAGGGCACCUGCAGCCACCUGUGCCUGCUGAGGCCUGGGGGUUACUCGUGCGCCUGCCCUGAGGGAACCGGCUUCGUCUCAGGCAGUAACACCGAUUGCGACGCAGGCUUCGACCCCCCACCCAUCAUACCUCCUCCAUGCAGAUGCCAGAACGGUGGAACCUGCUACUUCAGUGAUAACCAGGCCCUGUGCAAGUGUCCACCUAACUGGAGUGGAGAGUUCUGUCAGAAGGAUGACUAUGCAGCUCUUUCUGCUUCAGUGGGCAUUGCCAUCGGAGUGUCUUUGCUUCUCCUGCUGCUCGUGGGUGGCCUGGUCUUGGUCGUACAGAGGAAGGCCAAGAUCCUGGAGGCACUUAAUCAUGUCCACAUCCCCACAUUCAGGAAUUGGACAAGUGAUUCUGCUGAGCAGCAGGACCGGCACUUUCCUCCCGGAGUACAAGUGGAUGUCCACAGCCCGAGCCUCGAGAAACUGAACGAAGUGGAGGCCGUGAAAGCGGACGAGCCCGCGGAGAGCUUCGAGAACCCGGGCUACGCGGCCGACCCCGGCGGCAGAGCCGCCCCCUUCAGCUUCGCUACGCAGGUGACCGCCAUCAGCGCCGCAGCCAAGGAGAACUUCGUGAAUCCGGCCUAUGCUGCUGAGUUCAGGAUGACCCCCGUACCAAACGGCAUUUCUAGACCCGCCACCGCUGCCAGCAUGCCUGAGAAGGACACCUUUGAAAAUCCCGCCUACACUGUAGAGCCCACUGAGGCAGCCAUGCCGGGUGGCAUUACUAAGGCGUCACCCAUGGCUAGCUCUCUCACCAAUGAUAAGGAGACUUUUGAGAAUCCUGCCUACGUCGCAGACAAUAAAGAUGUGCCAUCUGAAUCUGACACUGCUGCUACUGAGGAUCAGAACCAGCAAGAGAAUCUCCCCCGAACUAAAGAACCCGAUGGAAUUUUCAUAAACCCAGCGUAUGAGGACUCCACAAUCACAGCCGGUAUGGGAGAAUCUACCAUCUGAUCACUUGUUAAAGCGACAACAGCUUCCCAGCCAAAAAAUUUGACGCUAUCUGGAAACUCCCAUAACUUGAUUGCCGCCUUCACGUACCUUCUGACUUGACCCUUUGCCUUUUGAAUCGGACUUUGAUGUCCCCAUUGUGUGGUUGAAUCGUUGACUGUUGAACUAUACCUCCCCCAUCCACAUAAUUGCAUUAAGCCAUUUUACAUCAAAUUGUGUCCAUGUGAAUGUUUUUUUUAUGAGAUGUUGCCAAUUUAACCUCUUGGUGGUCUGUCUAUUUGCAAGGUUGUUGUAAGGUUAGAUACCGACAGAGAGGAAUGGAUAGAGGCCAUGCAGUAGGAAAGAGGUGUGGGAGGAAAAAGAGUGUGUUGAUAGAUGCUGAGUUUUUGUGAAAGUAUGUACAUUAAUGGAAAACGCAGAUGGCAUUUAUGACUAGGCAUUAGAAUUUAUAUCAUGGGCAUUGCAUAGAAAAUGUAGUUGAUCUCGUUAUUGUCUCAAACUGUGCUGUAAUUAUACAAUUAGAAUUAUUAUAAUACAUUUGUAAAUCAGUAUUGUCAAAUAUGUUAUUUCAUUAGAAAUAAUCAUUAAUGACCUGUC
This is a messenger RNA of Anguilla rostrata (American eel), 14749 nucleotides long. RefSeq names its product low density lipoprotein receptor-related protein 2b (gene lrp2b). The record is from RefSeq and is a predicted model, not a curated record. Gene Ontology annotation, cellular component: plasma membrane; signaling receptor complex; apical plasma membrane. Gene Ontology annotation, biological process: receptor-mediated endocytosis. Lineage: Eukaryota; Metazoa; Chordata; Actinopteri; Anguilliformes; Anguillidae. The transcript is spliced from 81 exons. Gene Ontology annotation, molecular function: protein binding; hormone binding; calcium ion binding. Bases 155 to 14155 code for a protein of 4666 amino acids.